This is a messenger RNA of Lasiosphaeria miniovina, 1050 nucleotides long. RefSeq lists its product as uncharacterized. The record is from RefSeq and is a predicted model, not a curated record. Lineage: Eukaryota; Fungi; Ascomycota; Sordariomycetes; Sordariales; Lasiosphaeriaceae. The transcript has a single exon. The coding region runs from base 172 to 819 and encodes 215 amino acids.
UUUUUCGUGCGAUCAAUUUCCCCACAAUGGAACGAAUCGUCGCUCUUCAAGCUCUGCCUUCUGCCUGGUCUUCUUACUAUUAUCAACGAGGUACUAGUACCACGUACUCGUAAGUCGUAGGCUGAUUGCCGGCGCCUCUCAGCUGACAGGGCCGUCGCUCGCUCUGGGGUGAUGGGGUCCGACUUUAAUAGCUCGACUUGUUCGGCUCGCUUAGCCCCCAGCUUUGUUGUUAGAGACGGAGUGGACUUCAAUUGUUGGAGAAGACGGGAUUGUUACAUAACGAAUUUCGUAGCGUACUACUACGGCCCCGGGAAGCCCGCAGUCACGGACGACGCUCCAUGCCUCGGCAACUUUUUGGGUUGUCAUGUAUCAUGGUGGUUCCUGUUGGAACCGGUCUCGAGGAAACUAAAGGAACCCCUCCACCAACACAAAUGCCAGUACUCUGACAGCCCACAACAAGACCACGAAGAGUUUUUUUUUUUUUUUUUUUUUUUUUUACAUGGCCUGUGCGAUUCUACUGUUAUAGUACCGGUCUUCUUCUCUGCGGCACACUGUCAGCAGCGCGCCAUCCAUUUCGAGCCGUCGGUCGACCUGCCAGUGCCACCCCCAGCCCAGCCGCCAGCUGAAGGAUCUCGUUGUUGCUGUUCGCCGUCGUUGGGGCUGGAUUGCGGCACCAACACAACUGCACUGCGCUGCAGUUCUGUACAAUACGCAAUAGAGCAUACAACUGCAGAUAGCUGUGCCGCUCUGAUCGUCGAGCCGCUGAAUAAGGGGGGCAAAAAUAGGCACGCCAAAAAAACCCCCCAAGGGACUGCAUAAGAAUGGCGCAACAACUCGAGGGCUACGCGGCCUACAAGCACUACCUGGUCACGUCGGCCGGCCCGUUUGUCGCGCACGUCGAGAUCAACCGGCCGGCCAAGCUGAACGCCUUCCUCGAGGCCAUGUGGCUGGAGCUUCGGCUGCUGUUCCAGCAGCUCUCAGCCGACCCCGAGGUGCGGGCCGUUGUGCUGUCCGGGGCCGGCGACCGCGCCUUCACGGCCGGGCUCGACG